Messenger RNA from Chanos chanos (milkfish), 990 nucleotides. RefSeq names its product trace amine-associated receptor 1-like. NCBI's taxonomy places the organism in Eukaryota, Metazoa, Chordata, Actinopteri, Gonorynchiformes, Chanidae. Bases 1 to 990 code for a protein of 329 amino acids. The record is from RefSeq and is a predicted model, not a curated record. Gene Ontology annotation, cellular component: membrane. The transcript has a single exon. Gene Ontology annotation, molecular function: trace-amine receptor activity. Gene Ontology annotation, biological process: G protein-coupled receptor signaling pathway.
AUGGACCUGAGUCAACUGAACACAUUGAGAAAAGUCAGUUUCUGUUUUGAGACUCUCAAUAACUCUUGUGUGAAGACAAUUUAUGCCCCAGCUAUCAGAACACCCCUGUACAUUUUCUGUGCACUAACUAUCAUCUUAAUUGUGUGUGGCAACCUCCUGGUUAUUUGUUGCAUUGCCAGUUUCCAGAGGCUACACACACCAACCAACUAUCUCAUUCUCUCUCUAGCUGUAUCUGACCUCCUUUUGGGGGCAUUUGUAAUGCCUCCAGGGUUGGUGAGAUCUCUAGAAACCUGCUGGUAUUUUGGAGAUUUUUUUUGUAUGUUUCACUCCAGUGCUGAUUUUUCUUUGUGCAAUGCAUCAAUCCUUCACCUCACAUUUAUCUCCAUUGAUCGAUACUAUGCAGUAUGUAAGCCAUUGGAGUACCAAACCAAGUUUAACAACUGGGUCUCACUGGCUAUGAUUGCAAUGAGUUGGACUUUAUCCAUUGUCUUUGGUUUUGCCAUAACUUUUUCAGAUCUGAGAAUUGAGGGCAAAAAAGAUUUACAUGUGAAUUGCAAAGGGAGUUGUCUGGCAAUGCACGGCAGAGAAAUUGGAGUAGGAUAUUCCAUCAUUUUCUAUUUUAUACCUGUCACCAUCAUAAUAAGCAUUUACACAAAAAUUUUUUUCAUUGCUCAGAAACAUGCCAAGGUCAUCCAUAGUAUCACCUUGAAGGUUAACAUAAAUAAAAUGGCAGCUGGCAAAUUGGACAUGAAGGCCACCAAGACCCUUGCUGUUGUUAUCGGAGUGUUUCUGUCUUGCUGGACCCCAUUUUUCAUGUGUAAUAUCACAGACCCUCUUGUAGGACACUCAAUUCCACCUCUACUAUAUGAGAUAUUAAUGUGGUUAGCUUAUCUAAAUUCAAUGUUUAACCCUGUAAUUUAUGCUUUAUCUUAUAGCUGGUUCAGAGACGCCUCAAAAACACUAUGGAAUAAGUUAUUCAAUCAGAUAUAA